AUGAUAGAUAAGAUUAGAAUGAGGAUUAAGAUAGCUCAAGAUCGCCAAAAGAGCUAUGCAAAUAAGAGAAGAAAAGAACUGGAAUUUGAGGUGAGAGAAAAAGUAUUUCUCAAAGUUGCCCCAACAAAAGGGAUACUCCAAUUUGGAAAGAAAGGGAAGCUAAAACCAAGAUUUAUCGGCCCAUUUGAGGUUCUCGAGAAGGUUGGAAAUGUAGCAAAUCAUUUGGCAAUGCCACUUGAACUAUCGGCAAUGCAUGAUGUAUUUCAUAUUUUUAUGUUGAGAAAGUACAUCUACAAUCCAAGUCAUGUGGUCAAUGAUCAGUCAUUGGACGUACAGAGUGAUAUGACUUAG
Messenger RNA from Olea europaea var. sylvestris, 351 nucleotides. RefSeq lists its product as uncharacterized. Bases 1 to 351 code for a protein of 116 amino acids. The record is from RefSeq and is a predicted model, not a curated record. The transcript has a single exon. Lineage: Eukaryota; Viridiplantae; Streptophyta; Magnoliopsida; Lamiales; Oleaceae.